AUGGCGGCUGCGGCAGGUCAGCUCCGGGCGUUCUGCCGCUUCUCUCGUGUCUUACUCUUCUUUUCCCAGCUCUACAUCUUGUCGGGCGGUGAAAGUACUGAAACUCUACCUUAUGUGACGAAGUGUCCAAGCAAUGGUUUGUGUAGCCGACUUCCAGCCGACUGUGUUGAAUGCAAGACAAAUUCCUCCUGUGUCUAUGGGAAGCCUGUCACUUUUGACUGCACAGUCAAGCCUUCUAUUACCUGUGUUGAUGAAGACUUCAAACCCCAAAAGAACUUCAUCAUCAAUAUGACUUGUAGAUUUUGCUGGCAGCUGCCAGAAACAGAUUACAAGUGUUCCAACACCAUCAACUGCAUGACAGUGUCCUGUCCGCGGCAGCGCUAUGCUGCCAACUGCACUGUACGGGACCACAUUCACUGCUUGGGUAACCGUAUUUUCCCCAAAAUGCUGUACUGUAAUUGGACUGGAGGUUAUAAAUGGUCCACUGCUUUGGCUCUGAGCAUCACCCUUGGUGGCUUUGGAGCUGACCGUUUCUACCUGGGCCAGUGGCGUGAGGGCCUUGGCAAACUCUUCAGCUUUGGUGGCCUGGGAAUAUGGACACUGAUAGAUGUCUUGCUAAUUGGCGUUGGCUAUGUCGGACCAGCAGAUGGUUCUUUGUACAUUUAACUUGCUUUUGAUAUGCUUCAGAGAGGAAGAGCUUAGAAAAAG
Molecule: messenger RNA, 708 nt
Organism: Chrysochloris asiatica (Cape golden mole)
Lineage: Eukaryota; Metazoa; Chordata; Mammalia; Afrosoricida; Chrysochloridae
Gene: TM2D3
Product: TM2 domain containing 3
Exons: 5
Coding region: 1-666 (221 amino acids)
Source: RefSeq, a predicted model, not a curated record